AUGGCGGAGCCUGAUCCCCCUAAGGACCAGGAACUGGAGAGCGAGCCUCGAAGCUGGUCCCUGCUGGAGCAGCUGGGCUUGGCGGGGGCGGAUCUGGCAGCCCCCGGGGUGCAGCAGCAGCUGGAGCUGGAGCGGGAGCGGCUGCGGCGGGAGAUCCGAAAGGAGUUGAAGCUGAAGGAGGGUGCCGAGAACCUGCGACGGGCCACCACCGACCUGGGCCGCAGCCUGGGCCCCGUGGAGCUGCUGCUGCGUGGAUCCUCACGCCGCCUCGACCUACUGCACCAACAGCUGCAGGAGCUGCAUGCCCACGUGGUACUGCCUGACCCUGCGGCUGCUGUCCAUGACCCCCAGUCUCCGGGUGCGGGCAGCACAGCCAGCCUGGCCACCAACCUGAACCUUGUAGCUGGCCUGGAGAAGCAGCUGGCCAUUGAGCUGAAGGUGAAGCAGGGGGCAGAGAACAUGAUCCAGACGUACAGCCACGGCAGCACCAAGGACCGCAAGCUGCUGCUGACCGCCCAGCAGAUGCUGCAGGACAGCAAGACCAAGAUCGACAUCAUCCGGAUGCAGCUCCGCCGGGCACUGCAGGCUGGGCAGCUGGAGAGCCAGGCAGCCCUGGAGGAGACCCAAGGGGGUCCAGACCUCGGGGCUGUGGAGCUGCGCAUUGAGGAGCUGAGGCACCACUUCCGAGUCGAGCAUGCGGUGGCCGAAGGCGCAAAGAAUGUGCUGCGCCUCCUCAGUGCAGCCAAGACGCCAGACCGCAAGGCGGUCAGCGAGGCCCAGGAGAAGCUUACCGAAUCCAACCAGAAGCUGGGGCUGCUGCGGGAGGCGCUGGAGCGGCGUCUCGCCGAGCUGCCAGCCGACCACCCCAAGGGAAGGCUGCUGCGCGAGGAGCUGGCUGCGGCUUCAUCCACCUCCUUCAGCGUCCGCCUGGCCGGGCCCUUCCCCGCCACGUACUACAGCACCUUGUGCAAGCCAGCACCGCUCACAGGGACACUGGAGGUGCGUGUGGUGGGCUGCAGAGACCUCCCAGAGACCAUCCCCUGGAACCCCUCGCCCUCAGCCAUGGGCUCUGGGACUUCUGACAGCCGGACCCUCUUCCUGAGCCGCCAAACCCGGGGGCUUUACAGCCGGAGCGGAAGUCUUAGUGGUCGGAGCAGCCUCAAAGCGGAAGCUGAAAAUGCAGGUGAUGUCAGCACUGUACUGAAGCUUGAUAACACGGUGGUGGGACAGACGUCCUGGAAGCCAUGUGGUCCCAGUGCCUGGGACCAGAGCUUUACCCUGGAGCUGGAGAGGGCACGGGAAUUGGAGUUGGCUGUGUUCUGGCGUGACCAGCGGGGCUUGUGUGCCCUCAAAUUCCUGAAGUUGGAGGAUUUCUUGGACAAUGAGAGACAUGAAGUACAGCUGGACAUGGAACCUCAGGGCUGCCUGUUGGCUGAGGUCACCUUCCGGAACCCUGUCAUUGAGAGGAUCCCGAGGCUCCGAAGGCAGAAGAAAAUUUUCUCCAAGCAGCAGGGGAAGGCAUUUCAGCGCGCCAGGCAGAUGAACAUUGACGUUGCCACGUGGGUACGGUUGCUUCGGAGGUUCAUCCCCAAUGCCACAGCCACGGCCACCUUCAGUCCAGGGGCUUCACCAGGACCUGAGGCCCGGUCCACAGGUGACAUCUCUGUAGAGAAGCUGCGUCUUGGGUCCCACUCCGACAGCUCACCCCAGAAGAGUCCAUUGGAGCCUCCUUCCAGCCCAUCCAGCCUGAGUUCUCAGAUCCAGGAACCGCCCCCCACUCCUGAGCUGCCUUCAGAGACCCAGGAGACCCUAGGCCCCGCCCUGUGCAGCCCUCUGAGGAAAUCGCCCCUGACCCUCGAGGAUUUCAAGUUCCUGGCGGUGCUGGGCCGGGGUCACUUUGGGAAGGUGCUGCUCUCUGAACUCCAGCCCAGCGGGGAGCUGUUUGCUAUCAAGGCUUUGAAGAAAGGGGACAUUGUGGCCCGGGAUGAGGUGGAGAGCCUGAUGUGUGAGAAGCGGAUCCUGGCGGCAGUGACCAGUGUGGGGCAUCCUUUCCUGGUGAACCUCUUCGGGUGUUUCCAGACGCCAGAGCACGUGUGCUUUGUCAUGGAGUACUCGGCUGGUGGGGACCUGAUGCUGCACAUCCACAGUGACGUGUUCUCAGAGCCACGUGCCAUCUUUUAUUCAGCCUGCGUGGUGCUGGGGUUGCAGUUUCUUCAUGAACACAAGAUUGUCUACAGGGACCUGAAGCUGGACAAUUUGCUUUUGGACACCGAGGGUUAUGUCAAGAUCGCAGACUUUGGGCUCUGCAAGGAGGGGAUGGGUUAUGGAGAUCGGACUAGCACGUUCUGUGGGACCCCGGAGUUCCUGGCACCCGAGGUGCUGACAGACACGUCGUACACACGGGCUGUGGACUGGUGGGGGUUAGGCGUGCUGCUCUACGAGAUGCUGGUUGGGGAGUCCCCGUUCCCAGGGGAUGAUGAGGAAGAGGUAUUUGACAGCAUCGUCAAUGAUGAGGUUCGCUACCCACGCUUCCUGUCGGCUGAAGCCAUCGGCAUCAUGCGAAGGCUACUGCGGCGGAAUCCAGAGCGGAGGUUGGGGUCCAGUGAGAGGGAUGCAGAGGAUGUGAAAAAACAGCCUUUCUUCAGGACACUGGGCUGGGAUGCCCUGCUGGCCCGGCGCCUGCCACCGCCCUUUGUGCCCACGCUGUCGGGCCGCACCGACGUCAGCAACUUCGAUGAGGAAUUCACUGGGGAGGCCCCCACGCUGAGCCCGCCGCGGGAUGCACGGCCCCUCACGGCUGCAGAGCAAGCAGCCUUCCGGGACUUCGAUUUUGUGGCGGGGGCUGCCAGGCCCUCUCCACCCCUCCCCCACCGAGCUCUUAGUAGUUUUUAAAAAGGCCUUCGGG
Chrysochloris asiatica (Cape golden mole) is the source of this 2905-nucleotide messenger RNA. RefSeq names its product protein kinase N1 (gene PKN1). Gene Ontology annotation, biological process: protein phosphorylation; signal transduction. Bases 1 to 2892 code for a protein of 963 amino acids. Gene Ontology annotation, molecular function: small GTPase binding; ATP binding; protein serine/threonine kinase activity. The transcript has 22 exons. Lineage: Eukaryota; Metazoa; Chordata; Mammalia; Afrosoricida; Chrysochloridae. The record is from RefSeq and is a predicted model, not a curated record.